AUGGAAACAGCUAGCAAUACUCAAAUUAAAAGGAAAUUUCCACCCCUUGACAGAAAUCAGAAGGUGAAACAUUAUGGUGAUCCUGAAGUUCUGCAUCACACCUUUAAGACUCUAUCUAACCUCCACAAGCUGCUCCCAAAUCAUCUGAUGGAGAUGCUGUACUCCUACAAAAGUGAAGAGGACAAAAGAAAAUGUGGGAAUUUUGAACUCUCUGGCUUGGAAAGAAUCUUAGCAAGACAACAGUUGCUAGAAGAGAUUAAUCUGACACCAAAACCAAGCAGUAUGCUCAUCUGGAAAAGAAAAGUCAACAACAAUGUAAAUAAUGGGUGGAAGACAUGCCACUUGUGGAAGAAAACCAUAAAGGAGCCUCCAUUGUCAACUGUUCUUGUAAGAUGGUCGAAGAAGAACCUGCAGCCCACAGAGAAUCUCCAGUCAGUCAUCCAGAAGCUGUCUGUGUUUGGCCCCAUCCAGUCAUUUGCCCACUGUGGACGACAGAGUGCUACUGUGGUGUUUAAAGAUACAACCUCUGCAUGCAAUGCUGUUAAUGCUUUUCAAAGCAGGAUCCCAGGCACACAGUUUCGGUGUUCCUGGCAACAGCGAUUCAUGUCGAAAGAUGUAAGAAUCACAUAUAAAUUUUUAAAGCUUAGUCUACGUAAUUAUUUUCCUCAUCAGAGCUCUAGUUAA
This is a messenger RNA of Orycteropus afer afer, 684 nucleotides long. It is a transcript of the gene CUNH6orf201, whose product is annotated as chromosome unknown C6orf201 homolog. Gene Ontology annotation, molecular function: nucleic acid binding. NCBI's taxonomy places the organism in Eukaryota, Metazoa, Chordata, Mammalia, Tubulidentata, Orycteropodidae. Bases 1 to 684 code for a protein of 227 amino acids. The transcript is spliced from 3 exons. The record is from RefSeq and is a predicted model, not a curated record.